Messenger RNA from Fonsecaea nubica, 312 nucleotides. RefSeq lists its product as hypothetical. Gene Ontology annotation, biological process: pantothenate biosynthetic process. Gene Ontology annotation, cellular component: mitochondrion. Gene Ontology annotation, molecular function: 3-methyl-2-oxobutanoate hydroxymethyltransferase activity; magnesium ion binding. NCBI's taxonomy places the organism in Eukaryota, Fungi, Ascomycota, Eurotiomycetes, Chaetothyriales, Herpotrichiellaceae. The record is from RefSeq and is a predicted model, not a curated record. The coding region runs from base 1 to 312 and encodes 103 amino acids. The transcript has 4 exons.
AUGCGACGGACGCUGGACGAGAUGAUCUAUCAUUGCAAGGCCGUGGCACGGGGCGCAAAGUCACACUUGUUGCCGGGCGAUAUGCCCAUGGGCUCAUAUGAGAUCUCGGAUGAACAAGCUCUGCUGUUGGGCUACGAAAACUCGCUUUUUGCCGCAAUAUGGCACAUGAAAUAUGCCACCGUGGGCGAGACGUCGAUCGAGGCCCUGAAGCAGUACAAACGGGACGUGUCGGCGCGCUCGUUUCCGGAAGCAAAGCAUGGAUACGACAUGCCUCCCGAGGAGGUUGCGAAGAUGAAGGCUCUCCAAAUCUAA